Athalia rosae (coleseed sawfly) is the source of this 3093-nucleotide messenger RNA. RefSeq lists its product as uncharacterized. The coding region runs from base 401 to 1411 and encodes 336 amino acids. Gene Ontology annotation, molecular function: structural constituent of chitin-based larval cuticle. The transcript is spliced from 3 exons. Gene Ontology annotation, cellular component: chitin-based extracellular matrix. The record is from RefSeq and is a predicted model, not a curated record. Lineage: Eukaryota; Metazoa; Arthropoda; Insecta; Hymenoptera; Athaliidae.
GAGGUAAAUCGAUCUCGGGGUGAUUUGUGGUCGAGCUGGACGCUGUUGAGGGCCUCGUUGCAGAGUGCACCUCUUCGAUUAUAAAGUGGGGGGGUAAAAUAGGGCCCACGAGAAACUUGCUGAAGAAGAGAAGAAGAGAGGGAAAGAAUAAGAGGAGGUAAAGAAGAAGGGAUUACCUCCGAUGGGCCUCACCGAUCCUAUAUAAGAAGACCUAAGUACGUCUAUACGCACAACUUCUUUACCUGGGACCUGAAGGUUUCGCCAUUGGUGCAGUGACAUUCGUUCGUAUUUAUCUCAUUCCAUUUGUCGUUGGUUUCCUUGUUGGUUUCGAGUUUGAUCGUAAACGAGUGCUAAAUUUUUUUGUAAUUAAAUUUGCAAACGUGGGUUCAUUUGCGGCACGAUGAUACCGACGACGAACGUAAUUACGAUCCUGGUAUUGUCCAGCACCUGCUGCUCGGGGAUUCCGCUUUCGGGAAUUUGGCUCAGUCCGAUAGCCCCGGUGGCACCCCUUUCGCAAUAUCAUACUCACGACGGUUCGGGUGGAUAUCAUUACGCUUACGCUGGGCCACAUCAUUCGAAGGUUGAAACUCGUUUAGGAGGACUGACUAGGGGAGGUUAUUCUUACAUAGACGCUAACGGCGUCCUCCAAACCGUCGCCUACACCGCCGACGAUCUUAACGGUUUCCGCGUUCAGGCGUCGAACCUUCCCCAACAGUCGAAUGCGGAUCUGAUACCGGUCGAAGACACCGCGGAGGUGUCGGCGGCCAAAAAAUCGCACUCGGAGGAGCUCAAGAGGGCCGAAGCGAUUGGGAGUGGCGAUGAAAUACCUCAAACAUUCCUCGAAUAUUCUGGAGUAAAUUCCCCCGGUUCCGUGGCGGAUUCCACGAAUAACAACAAAUUAACGGACACCGACAGAUCGGAUUUAUCCGAAGGGAGUUCCCCGCCCGUUUCGCAAAAUCUUUUCUCCCAAACGAAAACAGAGGGCGAUCAACUUUCCGAAGAUAUCGGCGGAUCGAAAUUGAGUUCGGAAACUUCGAAUUUACCUGCUAAAGUAUCGACGUCCGGCUACGUUAUUCUUCGAGACGGUGUCAGAGGCCCCCAAACUUCCGGGGGACACGAUAUCCAGGAAUUCUCUCACCUCGCCACCGCCGGAAUUCCGCACUACGUUUUUCCAAUUUUACCCUACAGAUUGAUGCACAGCUCUCUACAUCACACUCAAGAUUCUCUCGGGCAAUACGAUUACACCUACGCGGGUGAUACAAGCGCUAAAACCGAGUCGAGAUCUUUGGACGGAACUACCAGAGGAGCGUACAGUUACAUCGACGCCAAUGGUUUGCUCCAACAGGUUCAUUACGUCGCAGAUCACAACGGAUUCAGAGUGGCGGCUACUAACUUACCCGAAGCGAAAUGAUCUCCGAGUAUCGACGAAAAGAGAGAAAACAAAAAAAAAAAAGAAAUGUUGUAAAGUUAAUUUUUAAUUGUCUUUUUAUUAUUAUUAUUUUAUUUUUUACACCCCGGUUUUAUCGAUCUAGUGCCAUAAGGUAUAACUUGGCUCAAGGUGUUGGGAAUUUCUUUUUACUUCCGUUUCGUUUUUGAAUAUUCUUUGAGUACGUGCCGCCCCUUGUCAGAGGAUGAAGAGAGGAGUCUGCUCAGGAACGUAUUUGACAAUUAUUCAUCACGAUAAUUAUUUACCGUUAUUAAUAUGUAUUUAAAAUAAAUUAUUUUUUUCUUCCACAUUAUGUAAAUCACCCCGAGAUUUCCGGUUCGUUUGUUCAGUUGAUUUACUUUUUUUCUUCCGUUUCAAUUUUUUUCUCCAUCCGGCACGUUCGGAAUGUCAGCCGUACGCUGCAUUCGAAUAAUCGUUGGUGUGACAUAACUUCACAUUAUCACAUCGUAUAAUUCUAGAUAAGAACGUGAGAAUAAUUUCUUAAUUCUCAUCCUUCUAAUCUGAGUUUGUUGAUUUCUUUCUUUUCUUUCUACAGAUAGUUGUACACAACGUAAAAAGAGGUAUAAAAUUCCGAGCACGUGCCGUAAUAUGAAUACCUCGUUUACAUCGAGACAACAAUUUUAUUUUCAAAACAUUCCGUUCAACGACUCGUCGUUUCCGUAGUAAACGAAUAAAUAAAACAGAGUGCAAUUUACAGCGAUAAAAUUAUUCGAUUUUUUUGAUACCGUGAUUCCGAAAAAUUGUGGUGCGAUCGUUGCGGGAAAAAAUUGUUCGACUCCGAACGCGCGGUCGACGCGAAACCGCGUCAAAUUUUUUUUCGUCAAAUUUUUCUCGAAUCAUAACAUUUUCGUUUAAUCUCUGUACGGGGAUACGCCUAUGAAGCACGUUAAUUGGAACAAAUGUCCGCUCUUCCGAAUGAUUGCAUCCCCGUCGACUUGUUUAAUUGUGAUGAUGAAAUGCCCGUACGUACGUAACGCGCGCAAUUUAAUCUGCGGACGAGUGAUUUUCACGUUUGAAUUUAGCCGGAGAAUAAUACGUGGGUACGCGCACACACAUAUAUUCGCACGUAUCGCAUAAUAUAUGUAUGUGUGCGAAUAACGUAUGCGCCCCACAUGUGUGCGUUUUAGCGAUAAUAAUAAAUACCGGCGCGAUCGAUCCGUGACGGUAAUGAUCUUGAUUUUAUCGCUGUUCUCUUCGUUUGUUUUUGUUUUUUUGUUUUUUUUUUUCAUCAAUUUUAUCUACCGGUUGAAUAUUUUCUCUCGACGACUUCUUGCUCGGUUAUUUCUAUUGAUUUAUCCAAUUACCGCCCCACGAUAAUAACGCGCCGACGAAUAUUUAAUAACAGGAAAGCGCGAUGCGUAUGAAAUUAUAAUUUCAACGUCAGUAAAUCGCGAAUCAGUUUAGCCGAAAGCGAUAAUUUUAACGCGGGAAUAAUCCGUCGCAUUAACAGGGCUUUGCACGCGGUGUUUAUAAUUAUUGCGAAUUCACGUUUUGGACGUAGAAUUGAGAAAAUCGAAAAUCAGAGGAAUUUAGAUCGACUGAGUACAUUAUACGAAGAUGAUCAUUUACGCUCUGUAUCUAAACGGUCAACGUCCACGUGUCAAGGGGGUCAGUUUAGAAACGAUUUACGUUUCACGCGCUCAAGA